CAGCGGGGGCAGUUCCCAGCGGCAGCGGCAGGGGCGGCGCGCACGUGGAGUUCCAGAAGGACAGGGAACUGCUGAGAGAGUCCAGCGCAGGGCAACAAAGAUGCUGAAGGGAGUGGAGCAUCUCCCGUGUGAGGAAAGGCUGAGGGAGCUGGGGCUCUGGAGCUUGGAUGAGACUGAGGGGUGACCUUGUUAAUGUUUAUAAAUAUAUGAAGGGAGGCAGUAGAGAAUGUCUUUCCGUGGACGAGGAGGUGGAGGAGGAAGAGGAGGCGGCUUCAGUCGUGGAGGAGGUGGCGGUGACAGAGGUGGCUUUAAUCGAGGUGGACGAGGAGGUGGCUUUGGACGGGGAGGUGGACGAGGAGGUUUCAACAGAGGCGGAUAUGACCAGGGGCCUCCAGAAAGAGUAGUUUUAUUGGGAGAGUUCAUGCAUCCAUGUGAAGAUGACAUUGUUUGUAAAUGUAAAACAGAAGAAAACAAGGUGCCUUAUUUCAAUGCCCCAGUGUAUUUGGAUAAUAAGGAACAAAUUGGCAAGGUGGAUGAAAUCUUCGGACAGCUGAGAGACUUUUAUUUUUCAGUGAAACUUUCUGAGAACAUGAAAGCCUCUUCGUUUAAAAAACUGCAAAAGUUUUAUAUUGAUCCAGCAAAGCUGCUGCCCCUUCAGAGAUUUUUGCCAAGGCCUCCUGGAGAAAAAGGUGCUCCCAGAGGAGGUGGUAGAGGAGGACGUGGUGGUGGACGUGGAGGAGGAAGAGGCGGCGGUAGAGGAGGAUUUGGAGGAGGAAGAGGUGGAGGAAGAGGAGGAGGAUUCAGAGGUGGAAGAGGUGGUGGAGGAGGAGGAGGAGGGUUCAGAGGAGGAAGAGGCGGUGGAGGAGGCUUUCGGGGGAAAGGAUAUUAAAAAUGGAACAAGUAUCUCCCCUCUGUCUUACUGCAUCAUCUGCAGAAGUGAAGAACAAGGAAGUUUUUUGUAAAGGACCUUUAAAAAGUUCUUUUUAUAAAGAAGUUGAAGCUGUAAAAUGAGAGUUACUAUUACACUUAAUGACCAUUGUUCAACACAUGAGGAGAGUGUGGCCCCAAACAAGAACUGAAGACUGCUCAGAAUAUACUUGAACUUUUUUAACCAAGCCAGGAUUCAAUGUUAUUCUUAAACUGUUUGUUUCUGAGAAGCAACAUAGUCAAUGCUUGACUUCAUGUUGGAGUUUGGAGUAAACAAUCAGUUGAAAUGUGUUUUUAAAAAACCCGACGGGUUCACUACAUGCACAUUUGUCAGUAUGAACCUGUUACCUAUGUGUGACUGAUCCCUGCUUAUCUUCUUUUUAUAUUGAAUCUUCUGGUUUUCUCUAAAGUGGACGUGUCAUUUAAACAACCUUUGUGAAUGUGUUUUUCCAAACUAAACUUCAAAAUUUCGUGUUGGUAGGAUUUUUUUAUACGUAACAAGGUAUAAAGGCAAAGGUAGAUAGCAAAGGAUAUUCUGUGGGUUUUUCUGUAUAAAUCUCAAUGAAAGCCAAAGGCAUUAAGACAAGUUCUUCUUAGAAGCUGCUGUCUGAUGAAUAAGACAAGGCUAAUACUAUUCUUAAGUCACCUAUUUGCUUGCAUAGGGCUAAGCUUAGAUAGCCCAUCAUAGGGCUUCUCUGCACACACUGCUUCCAGUUAAGUAUUGCUUAAAAAAGACAUGAAAAAGUUUGCAUGAGUCUUGUGGUCUCUUUAAUUGGAUUCAUUAUGAGGAUUGCUGAAAAGCUAGUAAACGUCUCUUCUGAAAGAUGGAAGAGAACAAAUUGCUUCUCUACUCUUUAACUUUGGAAAUGGAAUAAGAAUAGAAAAGUAGAAUCUCCCUAGAUUUCAUCCGGAGCCAGGAGUCCACUCACAGACUCUCAUACCAAGUGCUUUUGAAAAGGGGUUUGUAGAAUAAUCUACAUGAACGUAUCUUUUUCAGUGUGGAAAGAAGUACAUUUAGGUAUUGAUCAUACUGUUUCACUUUUUAAUUGAUGAAUGCAGUAACAGGCAGAUAUAUUAGCCUUCUGCUUAACAAAAACAGGUAAUUUGUCAGUGCCAGGAUUCAGCAGUUACUGGUUAUUUUAACAAAAAUUGAAACAAGGUGAGAAAACAUGUUCAAGAAUUCAGUUAAGUCUGACCAAAUGCUCUGUAGGAUAAUAGAUUAAAAAUGUUUGUCAGCUUAAAAAAACCCAAACAACCAACAACAAAAACCCAAACAAACAAAAACCUACAACAAAACAAAACCAAAAAACAACCACAACAAAACUUGGGAAUUUCUGCUAGAUUUGCUUUUGUGACAAGAAACUUAGUCUACAGUUCAACCACAGCACGAUCAAUAACUGAGGGAUGCUGGUUUAUUUCCUGGUAUUGCUACAGAGUGAGCUUAACCAGAUCAGUUAAAUCCAGACCUGAAGAUGUUUAGACUUUUGUUGCUGUUUAUUGCUGAGCCUAAGUGACUUAGGCCUCUAACUUGAGGCAUUGUAGAAUAGCCCUUUUCUAGACAGAAUCCUAUGCAAGUUGUUGCAUCUCUGGUACACCAUGUUGCAGCUGAACUCUACUAACCCGCAAUGAAGCUGGAAUUGUUAUUUUGACAUAUUUGUAAUUGCAUCUUUCAAUGGUGCUUCAGAAUUGUAGGUAGCUGACUUGGACUUUUCUUUAUUCUUCUGGCUUUGGAAUACCAACACUAUGGAAUCUUCACUCUUACAUGCAAAUUCAUGCUCUACUUUGCUGUUCUCACUCCGUACUUUAGGGACGUACUUUUUCCCAGGGUAUCAGAAGACUGUACUGCCAUCACCUUUGAAUUGCAUGAUGUGACAGCUGAUAUUUCAAUUGCGUGAAGGACCACCUUGCAGCCUAGGACAAGAAACGUAUGCUUUGGAUCUCACAGCAGAUGGAGCAGUGAGUCAGCCUGAAGCUGUUGCAAGGCCAAAGCAAAGAAUACAUUUGUGUGUAGAGGAGUUAAAGAAACAGUAUCUGUUGAAACUCUGGAGGAAACUGUCUCUUGCUUUAUAGGGAACUGGAUUGCAGUCCCAGCUGAGAAGUGCAUGAGCAGCAUUAUGGCAUGCCCUAUGCACACAAACAAUAUUGGAUGGGAUUAAUACAAAUAUCCAGAGAAAAUUUAUAAUCUUAGAACUUUGUGGAGGUGGUAGGACAUUUAGAUGCUGAUGGAAUAAUGUCCUUCAUGGCUGAGUGUGAAAUGAGCUGCCAUAUGUGGAAGCAGUGUCUGGAAACGUUUGCAAUGUGAUGAUGCCUUUUUAAAUUAUUUUUUGUUGUCCUUUCCCCAUUAAGACAAUAUGUUUUGCCUGCAGUGUAGUGCUGUAACGAGCUAAAAUACAGGUUCCCUAAUUUUA
Columba livia (rock pigeon) is the source of this 3335-nucleotide messenger RNA. It is a transcript of the gene GAR1, whose product is annotated as GAR1 ribonucleoprotein. The coding region runs from base 227 to 889 and encodes 220 amino acids. Gene Ontology annotation, cellular component: box H/ACA snoRNP complex. Gene Ontology annotation, molecular function: box H/ACA snoRNA binding. NCBI's taxonomy places the organism in Eukaryota, Metazoa, Chordata, Aves, Columbiformes, Columbidae. The record is from RefSeq and is a predicted model, not a curated record. Gene Ontology annotation, biological process: snoRNA guided rRNA pseudouridine synthesis; ribosome biogenesis. The transcript is spliced from 8 exons.